AUGUCCACAAACGAAAAACUGACAGGUCUUAUCCAGCUCCCAGAUGUACGAGCUUUGAAAUGGGAAGUCACCCAUCACGACCGUGGGCGUCUAGCACCAGGAUACUGGUUCGUUGCGCCGUAUGGGCAGAUAAAUCCGGAGCAGCAUACCCAGAAGUAUCAGCAGUACCAAGUUGGUCCUCAUAUCUAUGACAAUGAUGGUAUGCUUAUUUGGGCCGGGUCCAAAUUCCACGAUAACCGCAAUGUUUUUGAUUUCCGCGCAAACCAAAAUAUGGACGGCGACAUACACUUGUCUUUUGUCGUGGCAUGGGAUUUGGAUAAUGAAUUCCAGGAUAGGGGUCGCGGCGUUAUUAUGGACCAACACUACCAGGUCAUGAAAGAUGUGCUGCCAUUUCCCGAGACUCACGACUUCAACAUGCAUGAGUUCAAUAUCCUAGACGGCGGAAAAACCGUCGUGGCUUGCGUGUACGGCGCAUUACCAGUCAAAUUGGAAGAGUUCGGCCGUCCCGAAGAGGAGAGCUGGAUUGUGACUGGAGGUUUUGUGGAAUAUGAUAUCGCAACAAAUGAAGUAUUGAUGCGAUGGGAAGGUCUCGAUCACAUCGCAAUGCAUGAGUCGAACAAAUUCCUUCCGACGAAUGCGCCCGCGACGGGCCCACCUGGAUGGGAUUAUGUCCACGCCAACGCAGUUGAUAAGAAUCCGGCCGGUGAUUACAUCAUCUCUAUGCGAUUCACUAACACAAUCUAUGGUGUUGGACGAGAUGGACGUAUUCUCUGGCGCCUGGGGGGACAAACAAGUGAUUUCGACCAAGACUUCACCUUUUCUAAGCAGCACGAUGCGAAAUUCAUCUCAUCGAAGGACAACAUCCACGUGAUUUCUCUUCUUAAUAAUGCAUCUGACGAGGACUCGAACGAUGAAGAUGUGUCAUCGGUUCUACAUGUAGAGCUGGACACUCUCGCUAUGACUGCCCGGGUGAUCAAACGUGUCAACCGACCAGACGGCAAGCUCACCCGGCUACGUGGUAACACUCACACCCUCCCUAACGAAAAUAUUUUCGUCGGUUGGAGUGAGUAUGGCUACCAAAGUGAGCACGCUGCCAAUGGCGACGUCUUGAUGACCGCCCGAUUCGCCUCAGACCGCUUUUCGACCUACCGUGCGUACAAGUCCGAGUUUGUCGGCCGUCCUCUCACCCCACCUGACGUCGUGGCCUCCGUCCACGGUGCUAGCGAUACAACUCUCAGCACCGUUAUCUACGUGAGCUGGAAUGGAGCUACCGAUAUCGCCACGUGGAACUUUUAUGCCCAGGCCAACAGCUACGGCGAGUCUGUUCUCAUUGGAAGCACAAAUAAGACCGACUUCGAAACUAGCUACACUGUCGACGGUUACAUGGAUUAUAUCAUCGCCGAAGCCGUUGACCGUAAUGGCAACUUUAUGGGGAGGUCAUCUGUUCACCGCAGUGAGAUACCGAACAAUUGGCAGGCUGCAGGAUUUCGGGGCUCGACGAACCCAUCGGCGCAGGAUCCAAAGCUUGUUCUGGCGAUUCAACAAGAUUCAAAGGAAACCCCUUCAAAGGAGGGCGAUAUUAGCUUCAUUAAAAGCACUGGAGGUCUGUUGAUCGGGGCUCUCAUGCUUUGCACUCUGCUCGGUGGACUAGUGGCCGGCUAUUAUAUGAUGAAAUCCCGCAAAACGCGCUCCUACCGCGGGGUUCCCUCUGAAGAAAACGAGGAAUAUUUACGCUUGCAGGGAACUCGCCGCCUGUCGUCGGUGCCAGAGUGA
Molecule: messenger RNA, 1773 nt
Organism: Penicillium expansum
Lineage: Eukaryota; Fungi; Ascomycota; Eurotiomycetes; Eurotiales; Aspergillaceae
Exons: 2
Coding region: 1-1773 (590 amino acids)
Source: RefSeq, a predicted model, not a curated record